AUGCUGGUUGUGCAAGCAAUCAAGUUCAACUACCCUCUCCCACUCGACCUCCCAGCUCCUCCCCCUACCGACGGCUUCACUGCCGUCAUUCUCGCUUACGACCGCAUCGAAAUGCUCUUCAAAGUGAUUCAGAGUGUCUCUAAAGCUCCCAGUUUAGCUAAGGUCCUAGUAGUAUGGAACAAUGUGAAGAAGAUACCCCCGCCAUCAGAGGAAUGGCCUCGGAUCAGGCAGAAGAUCCAAGUCAUUCGCAGCAAGGAAAACAAACUCAGCAAUCGAUUCUACCCUUAUCCUGAGAUCCAGACGGCCUGUAUACUGGCAGUAGACGAUGACAUCGCCAUGAUCACCGCAGACGAGCUUGAAUUUGGCUACAAGGCGUGGCAGGAGUUCCCAAACCGGUUAGUCGGGUUUCCAGGACGGGUUCACGUGAAGGACUACAAGACGCAGAGAUGGAGGUACGAGUCCGAGUGGCUGAAUAACAUCAGCCUCGUUCUGACAGGCGCUGCCUUUUAUCAUAAGUUCUACCACUACCAAUACACGCACAUGAUGCCCCGAGCAAUUCGCCAGUGGGUCGAUGUCCACAUGAAUUGUGAGGACAUCGCAAUGAACUAUCUCAUUGCUAACUACAGCGGACUUCCCCCAAUGAAGGUCAGAGGUCAAACCAACUCGGAUCUCUUCCGUUAAGCAAAUAGC
This is a messenger RNA of Geodia barretti, 690 nucleotides long. The record is from the annotation of a GenBank genome assembly. Lineage: Eukaryota; Metazoa; Porifera; Demospongiae; Tetractinellida; Geodiidae.